Molecule: messenger RNA, 3730 nt
Organism: Gorilla gorilla gorilla (western lowland gorilla)
Lineage: Eukaryota; Metazoa; Chordata; Mammalia; Primates; Hominidae
Gene: C12H2orf81
Product: chromosome 12 C2orf81 homolog
Exons: 3
Coding region: 1874-3655 (593 amino acids)
Source: RefSeq, a predicted model, not a curated record
CCCCCCACCCCUUCCCCACACCCACCAUCACCACCGCCUCCAGCCACCACCCUCAUCUUCCACCUGCACCUUCACCACCACACUACACAACACACCAGCCGCUGCAGGUCCCUAUGGGCUGAGUGGAGAGGACUUUUCCCUGGCCUCUUCCCAUCCCUACCCCCCCACCACCCCCCGUCCACCCACUCAUACACAUGUGCCCUCCUGGACAAGGCUAAUGUCCCGCUUAGCCGCACCCUGCACCUGCUGUGUCCCUGAUCCCUUGGUGGUGACAUUGCUCUCUGGGCUUUUGGUUUGGGAGCCACUUCUCUGCUCCUCCACUGUUGCCUCUGGCUUCCCAUAGAGCGGCCUGGGAGGGUUCCCCUGGUCUUAAAAGGGGCCCAAGCCCCCAUUCUGGCACACACCACUCCACUGUCGUGGCAGCAGCAGGUGUGGCCAAUGGAGGGGGGGGUGCUGGCCCCCAGGAUUCCCCCAGCCAAAUUGUCUUUGUCACCACGUGAGGCUCACACCUUUCAUCCUUCCCCACCUUCCCUAGUCCCUGCACUAGGUUGGACAGCCCCCAUUGGCUACAGGAAAGCGGGAGGGGUGUGAGUCUCCUACUCCCUCUUUGCAGUGGCCCCAGCCCCCUUACCGUCUGCCUGGGAUCUGAGUACAUAUUGCAGUGAUGGAGAUGCAGUCACCUAUUGUCCAGAUGGGGCACCAAUAACAAGGAGCUCACCCUUCCCACUCCCAGCCCUCCUGCUCCUGCCACCCCCCCAGGUUCUGGUUCCAUUUUUCCUUUGUUCACAAACUACCUCUGGACAGUUGUUUUGUUUUUGGUUCAAUGUUCCAUUCUUUGACAUCUGUCAUUGCUGCUGCUAGCAGCGCCAAAUGUUCAUCCACAUUGCCUCCUGCUCUGCCCACGAUCCCCUCCCCCAGGUUACUCUUCGUGGAGAAGAGGGGCUGGGGCAUGGCAGGCUGGGUGACUGACUACUCCAGUCGGGGCCCUGCCCCUAGGAUGCUGCAGCAGAGAGAGCAAGGGGGCCCAAAUCCACCAUAAAGCAUGUAGGGGCCACCUGCUCCCCCCGGUCUGUCAGGGAGGGGUAGCCAUGAUUUGUCCCAGCCUGGGGCUCCCUCUCUGGUUUCCUAUUUGCAAUUACUUGAAUUAAAAAAAAAAUCCUUUUCUGGAAAACAAAAUGUAGAGAAGACUCUAAAUAGCACCAAUAAUUCCAGGACUGUUUACUGAAUUGUCUUUCUCAAGUAAUUUGAACACUCAAGAAUUUUGAACACUUUGCUUUGGUAUAAGGGCCAUGAAGUUAAACCUUCACAUUGUCUGGGCUUGCUCACUGUGUGCUCCUAAGCAAGGGUGGUUAACUUCUGUCAGACUUCGGUUUCUUUUUUCUUUCUUUUUCUUUUUCUUUCUUUCUUUUUUUUUUUUUUUUUUUUUGAGACGCAGUCUUGCUCUGUCGCCAGGCUGGGGUGCAGUGGCGCAGUCUCUGCUCACUGCAACCUCCAUCUCCCGGGUUCAAGUGACUCUCCUUCCUCAGCCUCCCCACUUCAGUUUCUUUAUCUGUCAAUUGUGGUUAGUGGGCUGUUAAUGAAAAUUAUUAGGUCAAACAUCUACUAAGUAUCUGUCACAUAGUAGGCUCUUCGUCAAUUGGCCCUUUUCCUUCCCACUAGACAACUUGAGAAAGCUUCCUCCUAGCCUAUAGCUACUCUUUCGUUCCACUUCUUGGUUUCCUGCUCUGACUGCCCUGUUUUGUUCUCACAGAAGCAGGAGAGGCAGGUCCGAGACCGCGGGGUGACCCGGUCCAAGGCGGAAAAAGUGCGGCCGCCCACUGUGCCAGUGCCGCAGGUGGAUAUUGUGCCUGGGCGGCUCAGUGAGGCCGAGUGGAUGGCGCUUACAGCCCUCGAGGAGGGCGAGGACGUCGUAGGGGACAUCUUGGCCGACUUGCUGGCUCGAGUCAUGGACUCUGCUUUCAAAGUCUACCUGACUCAGCAGUGCAUUCCAUUCACCAUCAGCCAGGCCCGGGAGGCCAUGCUGCAGAUCACCGAGUGGCGCUUCCUGGCCCGGGACGAGGGAGAAUCUGCAGUAGCUGGGGACCCCACAUGGGGUGAGGACGAGGAGCCUUCGGCAUGCACGACGGACUCCUGGGCUCAGGGUUCAGUGCCCGUGCUGCACGCGUCCACCUCGGAGGGCCUGGAGAACUUCCAAGGCGAAGUACACUCCUCAGGAGCCUCUCCGGACUCCUCUGCCAUUACUCCUGCUCUCCGCUUUCUGACAUCUCACUGCCCGAGUGCAUUUCCCCAGGACCCUGGGGGCGUGGACCGGAUCCCUUUAGGAAGGUCGUGGAUGGGUCGAGGCUCCCAGGAGCAGAUGGAAUCUUGCGAGCCUUCUCCGCAGCUGAGAGUCACCUCGGCCCCUCCUCCCACAUCAGAGCUGUUUCAGGAGGCAGGGCCCGGAGGUCCUGUAGAGGAAGCGGACGGCCAGUCUAGAGGCCUCUCCUCGGCCGGGUUAUUGAGCGCGAGCUUCCAACUGUCGGUUGAGGAGGCGCCUGCCUACGAUGCCGACCCUUCUCUGGAUCCGUACCUGGUAGCCAGCCCCCAGGCCUCAACCGGGAGGGGACACCCCCUCGGCUUCCAUUUGUCGUUGGAAGACCUCUACUGUUGCAUGCCCCAACUGGAAGCGGCUGGGGAUCGGCUGGAACUCAGGUCAGAGGGGGUGCCCUGCAUCGCCUCGGGCGUGUUGGUGUCCUACCCCUCUGUGGGCGGCGCCACCCGCCCCUCCGCUUCCUGCCAGCAGCAGCGGGCCGGGCCCUCGGAUGUGCGGCUGAGCGCCCACCACCACAGGAUGCACCGCAAGGCGGCCGUGAAACGCCUGGACCCUGCGAGGCUCCCGUGCCACUGGGUGCGCCCUCUGGCUGAGGUCCUGGUCCCAGACUCUCAAACACGCCCCUUGGAAGCCUACCGCGGACGCCAGCGGGGCGAGAAGACCAAGGCCCGGGCCGAACCCCAAGCCCUCGGCCCCGGCACCCGUGUCUCCCCGGCAGCGUUCUUCCCUCUCCGGCCAGGCAUUCCUUUCCGUGACUUGGACUCGGGCCCCGCACUCCUGUUCCCCACUUUAAAUUUAGGCCUAUCGUCGCCAUCCCUCGAGUCAAAGCUGCCACUCCCCAACUCCAGGAUCCGCUUCCUCACCACACACUCGGUGCUCCCUGAUGUGGCCCGCAGCCCCAGCCCCAAGCUGUGGCCCAGUGCCAGGUGGCACAGCGGUUGGGAGGGGGAGGCCGAGCUGCUGGGCGAGCUGUGGGCUGGCCGGACCCGCGUGCCUCCACAGGGUCUGGAGCUGGCAGACAGGGAGGGCCAGGAUCCUGACAGAUGGCCUCGAACCACACCCCCGGUCCUUGAAGCCACUUCCCAGGUGAUGUGGAAGCCGGUGUUGCUGCCAGAGGCCCUGAAGCUGGCCCCUGGUGUGAGCAUGUGGAACCGGAGCACCCAGGUGUUGCUCAGCUCUGGUGUGCCUGAACAAGAGGACAAAGAAGGUAGCACCUUUCCUCCCGUUGAGCAACACCCCAUCCAGACAGGUGCCCCAAAGCCCCAGGUGACCGUAGCACAGCUAAUGAAGAACUCAGCCCCCAAAGUGUGGUCACGCUCCUCUAAGCCUGCUGCCUCCCUCUGAUCCCUGAGCCUCUGGCAGUAGUAACUGGCCCCUCCCUCUGCUAGCCAGAAAUAAACACCUGAGUUGCCUUAGGAA